Penicillium paradoxum is the source of this 1413-nucleotide messenger RNA. RefSeq names its product glycosyltransferase family 1 protein. The record is from RefSeq and is a predicted model, not a curated record. The transcript is spliced from 3 exons. The coding region runs from base 1 to 1413 and encodes 470 amino acids. Lineage: Eukaryota; Fungi; Ascomycota; Eurotiomycetes; Eurotiales; Aspergillaceae. Gene Ontology annotation, molecular function: UDP-glycosyltransferase activity.
AUGUCAGCUCCAAAACAAGCUAUUCUGUUCCUGACAUGCUCCGAGCAUGGCCAGUCCAACGUCGCACUUGCAGUGGCAGAAGAGUUCUUACACCGCGGGGAGUUCGAAGUCCAUGUCGCUUCAUUCAGAGAAUUAUGCGCUCGCGUACAAGCAAUUAACGACCAGGCUGAUCACGACCAAGUUAUUCACUUCCACACUAUCACCGGCCCGUGCAUGUCUGAGGUAGUGGCUCGGACAACAACCGAUGUAUGUCACCCGCCGGGACUGGCAGGCACGCGCGAAGGAUGUAAUAAGAUCAAUCUCUCUGUUCUGGGAUGGAAGCCCGAGGAGUAUAUACGGUCAUUUCGGAGCUGUGUGGAGAUUCUGAGGGAUGUCCAGCCCGUCGUCGUGGUUGCGGAUCCGCUGUUACAUUUUGGUUUAGAUGCAGCUCGCAGCAUCGACAUGCGAAUCGUGAUUUUGUGGCCUGUACCAUUAAAGGAUGUUGUGAUAACUGUCCAGCCAAGGUUCGCUAUUCUUUGGAAAUAUCCGCUCACGGGAUCCGGGUACACCUUUCCCCUUCCAUGGCAUCUGAUUCCUGCGAAUAUAUACAUGGUCGCUUGCUUUGCAUUCUAUGUCUGGUUGGGCAAUCCCAUGCGUCAAUUGCUGGAUAUUCGAAAGAAGGCAGGAAUCAGCACCACAUUCCCUCAUUUGUCACCGUACUGCGAGAACCAUCUGCACCUCACGCCUUCAUUUCCAGAGAUGGAUUUCCCGUUAUACAUUCCUGAUAAUGUGGUAAGCUGUGGGCCAAUUCUUCGACGAUCCUUGUCGCUCGCAGAGAGCGAUGCAGAACUGGGUUCAUGGUUGAAAGAGCCAACGAUUUUGAUAUGUCUUGGUUCACAUGUUCAAGCUCCAGAGGAUGAUACCGUACGGAUGGCGACGGCGAUUCAAGCUGUUUUGCGGGAGUUCCCCAGCAUACAGUUUCUAUGGAAGCUCCAAUAUAGUUGGGAAACUUCGCCCAGGAUCAAGGGUGUUCUCGAAUAUCUGGUCGAUUCCACGCAAGUGAGGAUCGUCCAGUGGAUCCAGCCAGAGAUCAUUUCACUUUUGGAAGACGGAAACAUCGUUGCAUAUGUCCACCACGGAGGAGCCAACUCAUUCUUCGAGGCGUGCAAAGGUGGUAUUCCGCAGGUCAUUCUGCCGCAGUGGUUCGAUACGUAUGAUUGCCCGGCGAGGGUAGAGUGGCUGGGGAUCGGUUUACAUGGAAGCAGGACCAUGGCACCGAAAAUAAACGGUACUGAAUUGUCUUCGGCUUUGAUACACGUGUUGAAAGACAAAGGGAUCCAGGCACGGGCCAGGGCAAUUAGGGACCUAUGCAAGACGACAGAAGGACGCUCAUUUGCUCAUGACCAGAUCGUACAGUAUGCGAAGAAAGAUUGA